Molecule: messenger RNA, 1000 nt
Organism: Nicrophorus vespilloides
Lineage: Eukaryota; Metazoa; Arthropoda; Insecta; Coleoptera; Silphidae
Product: peroxiredoxin-4
Exons: 5
Coding region: 162-887 (241 amino acids)
Biological process (GO): response to oxidative stress; hydrogen peroxide catabolic process; cellular response to stress
Cellular component (GO): cytosol; endoplasmic reticulum
Molecular function (GO): thioredoxin peroxidase activity
Source: RefSeq, a predicted model, not a curated record
CCGGUUUUAGGUGGGCGCAUGCAUUUGAAUGCACAGUUAUUGUUUUUGGGAGUUAUCUAAGUAAACACUCGAGAUUUUUAUUUCAUUUAUUUUUUGUAUAUGAAUUAAUUGAAGUGCAACACACUAAUCCCAUCUCAUUCCACGGCCACGUCGCUUCCAGUAUGUUUCGAAGUUUCGUCUUCCUGUGUUUGCUCGUUUGUUUUGUGGGGGCUCUAGAUGAAGAGUCUUGCCAUUCCUAUGCUGGCGGAAGCGUCUACCCACUAGGUUCGGAUCCCUCCAAGACUGACCACAAGCUGCAAUGGACAAAAGCUAUGAUCUCAAAGCCUGCUCCGUACUGGGAGAGUACAGCUGUUGUCAAUGGAGAGUUCAUCCAGCUCAAGUCCACCGACUACCUGGGCAAAUACAUGAUCUUUUUCUUCUACCCAUUGGAUUUCACUUUUGUGUGUCCCACUGAGAUCCUGGCGUUUAGCGACAGAAUCGAUGAAUUCAAGAAGAUCAACGCAGAAGUUGUGGCAUGUUCUGUGGACUCGCAUUUCACGCAUCUCGCUUGGAUUAACACGCCAAGAAAGGAGGGUGGACUUGGCAAAGUCAACAUUCCUUUGCUCUCUGAUCUCACACACAGCAUCUCCAAAGACUAUGGAGUGUUCUUGGAAGACGUUGGCCAUACUCUAAGGGGACUUUUCAUCAUCGAUCCCAAAGGAACUUUGAGGCAGAUUACCAUGAACGAUCUUCCAGUCGGUCGCAGCGUAGACGAAACCUUGAGAUUGGUCCAGGCCUUCCAAUACACCGACAAACAUGGAGAAGUCUGUCCAGCUGGAUGGAAACCAGGACAAGAUACAAUCAUUCCGAAUCCCAUUGAAAAGAAGAAAUAUUUCCAGAACCAUUGACGCUACUCAACCUGAUAAAAUACUUUCCACCCAAAGUAAACAUCACCUAUUUUUAUAUGAACAAUUGCAAAAUAGACAUGUAUUUUGUACUUAAUAUACAUAUAAAACAAACA